AUGUCAGAGAUUCCUAUUCAUAUCCGACACUGCAUUUUGUAUGAGUUCCAAUUAGGGAACAAUGCAAGUGCUGCUGCCCGCAAUAUAUGUGCUGCACUUGGUGAAGGUGCUGUUGCUGAUCGAACGUGUCGUGAUUGGUUUAAAAUAUUUCGUGAAGGUGAUAUGUCAUUAGAAGAUCGUCCGAGAUCUGGACGUCCUAUCGAAUCUGAAAUUGAACGAUUAAAAGUCCUGAUCGAAGACAAUCCAUGA
This is a messenger RNA of Rotaria sordida, 249 nucleotides long. The record is from the annotation of a GenBank genome assembly. NCBI's taxonomy places the organism in Eukaryota, Metazoa, Rotifera, Eurotatoria, Philodinida, Philodinidae.